Molecule: messenger RNA, 899 nt
Organism: Hyaena hyaena (striped hyena)
Lineage: Eukaryota; Metazoa; Chordata; Mammalia; Carnivora; Hyaenidae
Product: neutrophil gelatinase-associated lipocalin-like
Exons: 7
Coding region: 97-693 (198 amino acids)
Molecular function (GO): small molecule binding
Source: RefSeq, a predicted model, not a curated record
ACAGAGACCAUAAAUAGCAUCCCCCAGAAGCCUCCUCUCUCAUCCCUUCUUUCAGGGAAUAUCUGGAGCAGUGCCUGCUUCCUCCGCCCUGAAGUCAUGGCCCUAGGUCCUCUGUGGCUGGGCCUUGCCCUGUGGGGGGCGCUGCACACCCAGGCCCAGGACUCCACCCCAAACCCGAUCCCAGCCCCGCCUCUUCACAAGGUCCCUCUGCAGCCUGACUUCCAGAACGAGCUGUUCCAGGGGAAAUGGUACAUCUUAGGAGUGGCAGGGAAUGAAAUUAAUGAAGAAAAACACAGCCAGUUGAAGAUGUACACCACCACCUACGAACUGAAUGAAGACAACAGCUACAAUGUCACCUUUAUCCUGCCCUGGAACCAGCGCUGUGAUCCCUGGGGCACAACUUUCAUCCCAAGUUUCCAGCCAGGCCUAUUCACCCUGGGCAACAUUGAGCGUUACCCUGGAAUACAGAGCUACACGGUACGAGUGGUGACCACAGACUACAAUGAGGUUGCCACGAUGUUCUUCAUGAAAGUUUACAACAACCAGGAGUUCUUCAAGAUCACCCUCUAUGGGAGGACCAAGGAGCUGAGUCCUGAGCUGAAGGAGAACUUCAUCGGCUUUGCCAAAUCCCUGGGCCUCACUGAUGAGCACAUCGUCUUCCCUGUCCCCAAUGAUGAGUGCAUAUAUAAGUGAGUGAGCAUGAGGUGCCCUCUGACUCUCUCCACCCCCACCCCCUCCCUCUGACCUCUCCCCAGGGCACAGCCCAGCUGUCCCCACCAGCCUGGACACCAUUGAGAGAGCCUGGAGACCCCUCUUACUUCACUGCUCCCCAGCUGCUCCCUAGACUGCCCUGCUCAUGGAACCCCUCCUUGUUUGCUAAAUAAACAUGUCCCCCGGUU